AUGACUGGCAGGGCUGACAUGAACUGCACCCAGGUGACAGACUUCAUUCUCUUGGGUCUCACAGAUCAGCAGGCAUUGAAGAUGCCUCUCUUCCUGGCCUUCUUAUCCAUCUAUAUCUUCACAGUCAUGGGCAACCUAGGUUUGAUCCUGGUCAUCAGAACAGAUGCCAGACUCAACACUCCCAUGUACUUCUUCCUGAGCAACCUGGCUUUUGUCGAUUUCUGUUACACUACGGUCAUCACUCCCAAAAUGCUGGGAAAUUUCCUGUACCGACAAAACACGGUCUCCUCCUAUGCCUGUGCCACUCAGUUGGGCUGCUUUCUCACUUGCAUGGUGUCAGAAUGCUUGCUCCUGGCCUCCAUGGCCUAUGACAGGUAUGUGGCCAUUUGCAGCCCUCUGCUCUACAUGGUUAGAAUGUCCCCUGGCCUCUGCAUUCAACUCGUCUCUCUGCCAUACAGCUACAGCUUCCUGAUGGCACUGUUCCACACCACCCUGACCUUCCGCCUCUGCUAUUGCCGCUCUAAUGUCAUCAAUCACUUCUACUGUGAUGACAUGCCUCUGCUCAAGCUUGCGUGCUCAGACACUCGCUCCAAACAGCUGUGGGUUUUAACCUGUGCUGGGUUCACAUUCAUUGCCUCUGUCCUAAUCGUCUUGGUCUCCUACAUGUUCAUUGUCUCUGCCAUCCUGAGGAUGCGCUCAGCUGAGGGAAGGCACAAAGCCUUCUCCACCUGCGGCUCCCACAUGCUGGCGGUGACCAUGUUCUACGGGACCCUCAUCUUCAUGUACCUGCAGCCCAGCUCUACCCAUUCCCUGGACACGGACAAGGCAGCCUCGGUCUUCUACACAGUGCUCAUCCCCAUGCUGAACCCCCUGAUCUACAGCCUCCGGAACAGGGAGGUCAAGGAGGCACUAAAGAAAGCUGUGGAUAGAGGAUAUGUUAUUUAUUUUUCUUGUAAGCACAUUUAA
Molecule: messenger RNA, 966 nt
Organism: Cavia porcellus (domestic guinea pig)
Lineage: Eukaryota; Metazoa; Chordata; Mammalia; Rodentia; Caviidae
Product: olfactory receptor 8U1-like
Exons: 3
Coding region: 1-966 (321 amino acids)
Biological process (GO): sensory perception of smell; G protein-coupled receptor signaling pathway
Cellular component (GO): membrane
Molecular function (GO): G protein-coupled receptor activity; odorant binding; olfactory receptor activity
Source: RefSeq, a predicted model, not a curated record